Messenger RNA from Danaus chrysippus (African queen), 333 nucleotides. NCBI's taxonomy places the organism in Eukaryota, Metazoa, Arthropoda, Insecta, Lepidoptera, Nymphalidae. The record is from the annotation of a GenBank genome assembly.
AUGAAUGUGUUAGAAAAAGCCGAAAAGGCUUUGGAAUAUUUAAAACACAAUGAAGGAAUUGCGAAAGGUCAUGAGCUUCAAACGGCAGCAGGGACCCUCGGCCGUUGUUUAGGAGCCCUAGGAAGUCGGCAAAAUUGCGCUAGACACUACGCUAAUUUGUUACAUACAGCCGUGCCUACCCUUCUUACUUUAGCUAGUAAUGAAAGUGCUGAAGUCAGAUUAUUGGGAGACGAAGCUCUGAACAGAGCUGUGGCUGGUGGUUUUGCUUUUCAUUCUUAUAAAACAAAUAUUAUACUGCAAAAUCAAAUUGAUGCUACAAAAAAUGCACGGUAA